Messenger RNA from Lytechinus pictus (painted urchin), 1099 nucleotides. Its product is annotated as ly-6/neurotoxin-like protein 1. NCBI's taxonomy places the organism in Eukaryota, Metazoa, Echinodermata, Echinoidea, Temnopleuroida, Toxopneustidae. The record is from RefSeq and is a predicted model, not a curated record. The transcript is spliced from 4 exons. Bases 159 to 548 code for a protein of 129 amino acids.
AUUGUUCUUUUUUUAACCCUUUCAAGAGGAAGGUGGCAAGGGCGUUUAUCGCUUACGAAAUCAUUUUUAAUCGAGACUUUCGUCAAACAUAGACACUCGUCCACCCGCUCAACUUCAGCGUGCGUCUAAAAGGUAGAACAACUAAACCCAUCCUCACCAUGAAUACCCUUCUUACUUUGUUCAUUCUUGCAGCCUGCGUAGCUCCCCUGUACGCACUGGAUUGCUACUCGUGUGGUUACGUCACCGGAGUCGGUGGAGCUGACUGUCUAGAUACCUUUGAUACUUCUACGGUGAACUCCAGCAGUGAUGUUUCAACGGCUACUUGCACAGGACAAUGCUCGAAAACCAGCGUAACUGUCAGCAGCGAAGUGACCGCCCUGGCCAGAGCAUGUGUAGCUAGCUGUACCGCUGGGUGUGUCUCGCUCUUUGGGAUCAGGACGUGCACAAACUGCUGCAGUACAGAUAAUUGCAACAGCGCCACCAACGUUCAAAUGAGCAUCAUUGCCAUGAUGGUUGCUCUUCUCCUCGCCCUUGGAAUUUCACGAUGAGAGGACGACAUCCGAUUUCGUAUUGUGGGAGGGGGGGGGUUGUAUUUUGGUAACAUAAAAGUUGAAAUGCACAAUGGCAGUCCAAGCUCUUCGGUACUUCAAGUAGGCCUAAAUCUUUCUCCGUGUUAUGCCCGGAUUGGGGGAUCCCUGGUAUUUAGAGCUGAAGUCGGAGCUUUAAGAUGGACACCUCCCUUAUUACAAAGUUUGAUCACUGCAAUGUCAGGCAAGCACAGAAAAAAAUAGCGCCACAAUGUGCUCAAAUGCAACCACUCUUGGUCAAACUCUGUAGGUGGGUGCUUUUUCUGAAUCAAUGGAAGAAGAUCGACGGCAAAUAAUUUAGGUAAACUUUACUUUAGAUUUGAGGUCUAGAAAACCACUUUUGUGGGCAUCAUGUUUCUUGAUGCGAAAUAUUCGAGUCGUGUAUACAAUUUUUAGUGGACAAUGUAUUUUCAUAGGAAAAUGAGUUUUAUAUUCAUUGUAAAUAUUCAUCGUUUUUUAUCAUGUGGUUUAUCGAAAUUAAUAAAAAAUAAAAUCAAUAAAAACUGACAAAA